AUGUACACAGCACACGUAGCGCCUGGUAGCGCGAGGAGGACGCCGCCCUCGUCAAGCUGGUCGAGCAGCACGGCACGAAGCGCUGGGCGUUAAUUAGUCGAGAACUGAACACGCAGAUUUCAGGGAUACGAACGUGCAAACAAUGUAGGAAAAGGUGGGUAUAGAAACUGGACCCUACGAUAAAGAGCGACCCCUGGUCGCCGCAGGAGGAGCGCACGAUUCGUGAUGCGCAGCGGCAGCUGGGCAACAAGUGGGCGGAGAUCGCCAAAUUACUACCGGGUCGAACGGACCUCGCCGUCAAGAACUACUGGUACGCGUCCGUCCGUAAAAAUCAACGGCGGUUGAAGAAGAAGGAGAAGAAGAAGAAGAAGAAGAAGAAGAAGAAGAAGGACUGCCAGGACGGCCGGCCGCCGCCGGGAGCCUUGGUCCUUGGCGUGGGCGUGGGCGCACCACGGCCGCCGCCGUCGUGCCCCCCGCUGCCCGCGGACACGCCGCAGGGCCUCGCGGCGUGCUUCGCCGCCUUCUACCCGGGCAGCCCCGCCAAGGCCAAGUUCCAGCAGUUCGUGCUCAACAACACGCUCUGCCCGCGCCACGUGCUCAACAUGCCCGUGGAGAAGUGCGAGUCCAUGCUCCAGCAGCAUGGCUUCGAGGGCGUCGUCGUCUUCACGUUCCAGAGCCGCCUGCGCGAGGCUUUUGCGCCACCGCCCACGGCCUACGUGCCGUCGCCCGCGCCCGUCGAGGAGCAGUUGCCUGCGCCCUACGUGCCGCCCAUCGUCGCCGCCGCGGCGCCGCCACCAAGUGCCGCACCCGGCCCGGCCGCAGCGCUGGGCCAACACUGA
Pelagomonas calceolata is the source of this 839-nucleotide messenger RNA. The record is from the annotation of a GenBank genome assembly. NCBI's taxonomy places the organism in Eukaryota, Pelagophyceae, Pelagomonadales, Pelagomonadaceae.